Lolium perenne is the source of this 2713-nucleotide messenger RNA. RefSeq names its product auxin response factor 15. The record is from RefSeq and is a predicted model, not a curated record. NCBI's taxonomy places the organism in Eukaryota, Viridiplantae, Streptophyta, Magnoliopsida, Poales, Poaceae. Gene Ontology annotation, biological process: response to hormone; regulation of DNA-templated transcription. Gene Ontology annotation, cellular component: nucleus. Gene Ontology annotation, molecular function: DNA binding.
CUUGGCCGCUUCCCCUUUUGGCUACUACUAGUCCCCGGCACCUCCAUAACCCCCAUUCAUGGCCAUGUCCACUCCCACACAGCUCCCUCCAUAGCCACCCCACCCGAGCCCCGGACGGACUCUCCUCUCCCACCCGCUUCAUUUUUCACUUCCAUCCAUCGAUCCUCGUGCUCCGCGCGCGCUAGCUCUCCGUUGGUCUGCUCCGUCGUUCCUGCCGCUGCUGCUGCGCCAUGGCCGGGAUCGACCUCAACACGGUGGAGGAGGACGAGGAGGAGUCGUCCGCGCUCGCCGGACCCGACUGCUCCUCCCACUCCCACUCCCACUCCCUCUCCCUCUCCCACCACAGCCAGGCCAGCUCCGCGGCCACGCCUCCGCCGCCGCAGCCCCACCGCGCCGGGGUGUGCCUCGAGCUCUGGCACGCCUGCGCGGGCCCCGUCGCGCCCACGCCGCGCAAGGGGGCCGUCGUCGUCUACCUCCCGCAGGGCCACCUCGACCACCUCGCCGACGCCGCCUCCCCUCCCGCACCCGCCGCCGCCGCAGCCGUGCCGCCGCACGUCUUCUGCCGCGUCGUCGACGUCUCCCUCCACGCGGACGCGUCCACGGACGAGGUGUACGCGCAGCUCGCGCUCCUCCCGGAGACCGACGAGGCGCUGCGACGGAUGCGCGACGCCGCGGAGGACGCGGGCGGCGGCGGCGACGACGGCGAGGAGGCCGGCAAGCAGCGGGUCGCAAGGAUGCCGCACAUGUUCUGCAAGACGCUCACCGCCUCCGACACCAGCACCCACGGCGGCUUCUCCGUGCCGCGCCGCGCCGCCGAGGACUGCUUCCCGCCUCUGGAUUACAGCCAGCAGCGCCCGUCGCAGGAGCUCGUCGCCAAGGAUCUGCACGGCACCCAGUGGAAGUUCCGCCACAUCUACAGAGGCCAGCCGCGCAGGCACCUUUUAACCACUGGAUGGAGUGCGUUUGUCAACAAGAAGAAGCUCGUCUCUGGGGAUGCUGUCCUAUUUUUGAGGGGUGAUGAUGGGGAACUGAGACUGGGAGUUCGCCGGGCGGUUCAGCUUAAAAAUGGAUCUGCUUUCCCAGCGCUUUAUAGCCAGUGUUCCAACCUUGGUUCACUAGCUAAUGUGGCGCAUGCUGUGGCUACAAAGGGCAUCUUCAACAUCUACUACAACCCCAGGUUAAGUCAAUCUGAGUUCAUUGUGCCCUAUUGGAAGUUCACAAAAAGCUUCAGUCAACCAUUUUCGGUUGGAUUGAGGUUCAAAAUGAGAUAUGAAAGUGAAGAUGCUGCUGAAAGAAGGUACACAGGGAUAAUUACUGGAACUGGUGAUGCAGACCCUAUGUGGCGUGGUUCAAAGUGGAAAUGUUUGAUGGUAAGGUGGGAUGAUGAUGCUGAGUUCCGUCGACCAAACAGGGUAUCUCCUUGGGAGAUUGAGCUGACCAGUUCAGCUUCAGGAUCCCACCUGGCGACACCAACUUCAAAGCGACUGAAACAUUGUCAUCCCCAUCCAGAAUACAUGGGUCCAAAUGGAGGUGGUUGCCCUGAUUUUGCGGAGUCUGCACAAUUCCGCAAGGUCUUGCAAGGUCAAGAAUUAUUGGGUUAUAAAGCUCAUGAUGGUACUGCUGUUGCUACUUCACAGCCACGUGAAGCAAGAAACUUGCAGUACAUUGAUGAGCGAAGUUGCUCCAAUGGUGUGAGUAACAAUGUCCUAGGGAUUACAAGACACGGUGUCAGAACACCACUUGGAGUUCCCUACCAUUGCUCUGGCUUUGGGGAGUCUCAGAGAUUCCAAAAGGUCUUGCAAGGUCAAGAAGUUUUCCGUCCUUACCGAGGAAGUAUGGUCGAUCCGCGUAUGAGAAGCAGCGGUUUUCAUCAACAAGAUGGUCCUUAUACACCUGCCGUGGCGAAUAAUUGGCAUUCACAACAGCAUGGUUUUCCUUUUGGGCCACCAGCACCAGUGCUGCAGUCUCAAUCAUCGAUGUCACCACCUUCUGUCCUAAUGUUUCAGCAGGCUAAUUCAAAUGUCUCUCAGUUUGAAUUUGGGCUUGGGCACCUGGAUAAGAAUGAGGGCGAUCGACAUGCUAGGUUUGUCUCUGCUGAAGGUGUUGGAAGGGCAGGGCAAGCAUUGUCGCUCCAGCCUCAUCUUUUUCCAGGAGAAGUGAUUGAUGGUCAUGUUACAGCGGAGAAGCUGCACACCCCACCAGACAACAGGGAUGUUGCACCUAACAGUUGCAAAAUAUUUGGUAUCUCUCUGGCUGAGAAGGUUCGAGCAAGGGAUGGAAUUGGUUGUGGCGAUGCCAACUUUCCAUCUCCAAUGCAGUCCUUGAAGCAACAAGUGCCAAAAUCCCUCGGCAACAGCUGUGCUACUGUUCAUGAGCAAAGGCCUGUUGUUGGCAGGGCGAUCGACGUCCAACAGUGGAUAUGACAAUCUGUUACUAGAGCCGAAUUUGAAAGUCGUCUGGAGGUGAAGGGAAAUUAUGGUAGUGUUGGUGAUUCUUGAGAGCAGAAAAGCCUCUGCUCUGACCAUUCCAGUCGAACUUGUAUCUUGUUAGUUGUUGGUGGAGUCUAGUACCUUAGUUGGCCACUGUCAGCAGUGUUUGUGGCUGCUGGAAACCUGAAACUACCUGUGUUAUGUAUAACAUGUAUGCUAUGACAGGCCUGUCUAGCUGGUUCUCCUAUAAUUCGUAUGCUAGUUGGCCAUGGCAUGGUUGCUCC